Engraulis encrasicolus (European anchovy) is the source of this 2864-nucleotide messenger RNA. RefSeq names its product phosphatase and actin regulator 1-like. Gene Ontology annotation, molecular function: actin binding. NCBI's taxonomy places the organism in Eukaryota, Metazoa, Chordata, Actinopteri, Clupeiformes, Engraulidae. The transcript has 12 exons. Gene Ontology annotation, biological process: cell motility; stress fiber assembly. Bases 437 to 2002 code for a protein of 521 amino acids. The record is from RefSeq and is a predicted model, not a curated record.
AGACCGAAGUGAAGGAGGCAGGCAGGCAAUACCGAGAAGCAUCUCUUAUUUUAGCAUUUUGUUUUUUUAAAUCAGACAUUAUGUCGUGUGGAAAAUACUGAAUGACAUUAUCGACUCGCGAGUGAAAACGGAUGUUGGUGCUGGAAAGGAUAGAGCGAGAAGGAUGCUACAGGAGGCCAGGCGUUAAUAACUACGCUCGCCUGCUGACAGAAGGCCGUGUGUGAAGGCUGCGAGCGAAAACAGCCCCAGGUGGUUCCGUUGGUGUGCUUAACGUCGAUGGACCACAAUCUCCAUCUCUAACGGUUCGCGAUAUAUCUUGUCACAGAAUGGACGUUAAGGCUCGCCCACGCUGUGUUCCGGUGCAUGCAUUUUUCGUCUCCGAGAGGCGAACGUAAGAAGAGCGAGCCGAGCGGGCCUGCUUUAUAUUGGGGCGGCCAUGGCAGGACCACCGCAUGCCGCCGUGGCUCGGCUCGUAUCGGGAGCUGGAGCCCGAGAGCUGGAGCCGCCGCCAUCAUCCACGGGCAGUCCGGCCGACAAGCCGAGAAAACGGCGAGCGUUUUACCUGCUUCGCAUGCGUUCACCGAGCGCCGCUGUCAACAACAACAACAACAGCCUCGCCCCGUUAGUGAUCCCGGGCCAGAUCAAACACAUCUGCAGCAACUGCAGCCGCGGGCGCGAGCUACGGGACGUGGAAGGGGCGGAGCGUCUGGCGGCGCUGCGCUCUGAGUCGCUGGUGCCCGGCACGCACACGCCCCCCAUCCGGAGGCGGGGUAAGCUGGCCUCCUUGGGCCGCCUCUUCAAGCCAUGGACCUGGCGGAGGAAGAGGAAUGACAAGUUCCAGCAGAACUCAGCAGCUCUUGAAAGAAAGAUGUCUGUGCGAGCCAGCAGGGAAGAGUUAAUCCGACGAGGAGUGCUGAAGGAGAUCCACGAGAAAGUCUCUGAGAGCAUCUUGCCGUUGCCCCCGGUGAUGACUCAGGACGUGGCUGUGCCGGUAUCAAAGGACUGUGAGAUGGCCAAGUCCACCAAGCCACAAGGCUUAGACCACGGGCCAGACUCCUCCAGGAAGCUCUCUCCUCCGCUGCCGCCAAAGAAAGUGAUGAUCUGCGAGCCGACUCCGCCGUCGCACCCGCCGCCCGCCCACACCAUCACCCACACGCACGCCCACACGCUCACGCUCACGCACACCGUAUCGCACUCGCACACGCACACGCACAACCACACGUACGCGCACACGCUGCCGUAUCCCAGCAUGCCGCUCUCCCUGCACCCGCCCAGCCGCAUCAUCGAGGAGCUCAACAAGACCCUGGCACUCACCAUGCAGCGCCUGGAGAGCUCGGUCUUCCACGCCGUUCCCACGGUGAUGAUCGAGUGUGACGACAACAAAGAGAAUCACCUGCGGCAACCGGACUGCCAGGCCCCGCCCCACGGCUACGGCCAGCAGGACCGAGGGCAAGAGGAUGACGAUGACGAUGAGGAAGACGAGUCACUCUUCACAAGUACUCUGGCUCUGAGGGUGCUGAGGAAAGACUCGCUGGCUGUGAAGAUUGGUAACCGUCCGUCUCAAUGGGAGCUGGAGGAGAAGAACAUCCUGCUCAGACACUCCGACCAGGAGAGACUCCAGGAGAGGCAACAGACAUGCACCAAGCUCACCAGGAGGUUAAGUCUGAGGCCAACUGCAGAGGAGCUGGAGCAGAGGAACAUUCUUAAACCACGCAAUGAGGAGGAGGAACAGGAGGAGAAGAGAGAAAUCAAGAGACGACUCAACAAAAAGCUUCGUGAGCGUCCCACAGUGGAGGCGCUGCGAGAGGCUCGCAUUCUCAGCUUCAACGACUACGUUGAGGUGGCCGAGGUCCAGGACUACGAUCGCCGUGCCGACAAGCCCUGGACGCGCCUCACUGCAGCAGACAAGGCCGCCAUUCGCAAGGAACUGAAUGACUUCAAAAGCACAGAGAUGGAGGUUCACGAAUCCAGUCGUCACCUAACCAGGUUCCACAGGCCCUAGCCCCCGGACUGGAUAAAGUGUCUCAGCAUUGGACUGGACUUGAAGUCAUGGGGCUCUAGGGUGCAGGGGAGACACACUAUAUCGCAGGGGGGGAAGGAGUUCUGGGGUGCCAUCUCUGCACGGCUGGAGACCCCCUCCCUUCCUCCCUCUCUCCUUCCCUUCCUCCCUCCCUACUCCUUCCACCUCCCCAUUUGCCAACCCAAGACCCCUCUCAAGUACUGAGAUGCUUCAAGUCCUUCAUCAGAACUGGUUUUGGACUACUAGACCCAUGUUGACAUUCGCAUCAGAACCGCAUUCACAGGACCGGAAAGUCCAAGCGAGCCACCAAACCGAACCCCCCCUUCUCUUCAGGAACCAGUUGACACCAGUCUGGAUCAAACCUUUUCUUUUUCUUUUAUUCUCUUUUUUUAUUUGCCUUUUUUCCCUGGACUUUUUUUAAAGUCAUAUUUUUUUUAACAAUACAGUAACGAAAAGAUGUUGAGGUGAAUAUGUCUGUCGCGAACAAAAUGAGACUCAAGAUAUGGGAUACUGGACAUUUGCUGCUUUGAUUGGUGCGUUUUUCCCCUCUGGUGUUGUUUUAUUGUGCUUUAUUUUCAUAUUGUAUUGUUUUUUUGUAUUUGAUGGUUAUUUAUUUUGUAUUGUUGUUUUAUAUUCCCGCUCCCACACAGGCUCAAAUCAGCUAGUGUUUCAGGCCCUGUAGUUGUAGGUGAAACACCACAAGACACAGGUGUAUAUUUUGGUGUGUGUGUGUGUGUGUCUGCGUGUGCGCGUGCACGUGUGUGUGUGCGUGUGCGUGCGUGUGCGUGCGUGAGUGCAUGUGUGUGAGUAUGUGUGUGUGUGUGUGUGCGCGAGUAUAUGUGUG